Podospora anserina S mat+ is the source of this 819-nucleotide messenger RNA. RefSeq lists its product as uncharacterized. Gene Ontology annotation, biological process: conjugation with cellular fusion. The transcript is spliced from 3 exons. Gene Ontology annotation, cellular component: membrane; mating projection tip. Bases 1 to 819 code for a protein of 272 amino acids. NCBI's taxonomy places the organism in Eukaryota, Fungi, Ascomycota, Sordariomycetes, Sordariales, Podosporaceae. The record is from RefSeq and is a predicted model, not a curated record.
AUGGCGACAAGAGUACAAUUAGGAUGGUACCGAUGGGUACCAUUCCUCGGCUACCAUCACGUGCUGAUGAUCCUCAUCGCCGUGACGAUAAUCCUGCUCUCCCUCCUCCUAGCAGGCUGCUCCUCCUCCUCCCCCCUCAUCCCCGACAUCUUCCUCCUCUCCAUCUACUACGAAAAAUACACGGCCGUCCCCGACACGGCCCAGGUCGACUACCGCGUCUCGGAGGCGAUCUCCAACAUUGUCGGCGACGCCAGCCUCCAGGCCAGGGUCGGCUACUUUGGCAUCUGCAUCUCGACCGACGGCGGGAGCUGGCUGUGCUCCAACAAUGCGACCUCGCUGGCGAACGAGAUCUCGGUGGAGCAGGACCCGCUGAACCUGAUUUGGCUGUCGGCGCAGUUUAAGGAUAUGAUUGUUUUUCCCUAUCUCUUGAUCAUCGCCAUCAUCUUCGCCUUCAUCUGCCUCCUCUUGCUGGCUACCUUUCCCGGCUGGCACGAGGAGGAAGAUUCCGAGGGUUCAGAAAGAGAAGUCAAGCCUUUUCCCUCGAGACCGGUCAGCCAAGUCGCGCUGGCGAUUAUCUUCAUUGCGUCGAUUUUUGUGCUGGUUAGUGUGCUGUGGCAGCACACCGCGUCUGUGGCGGCGAGUAUUAUCGCGCAGGAUUUCGGGAACGGGUCGGUGCUGGCGGGGGUUGGGUCGAGUGCCAUGGUGAUGGGGUGGUUUAGUUUUACGUUGUUGAUUAUUGUUACGAUUGGGUUGUUGGUCAUGAUAUUGAGCAUGGCGGGUUCUGUCGGAUAUUAUGGCUUGAGGGGAAGGGGGUUAUGA